Messenger RNA from Capsaspora owczarzaki ATCC 30864, 2657 nucleotides. RefSeq names its product FtsJ methyltransferase domain-containing protein 2. The transcript is spliced from 3 exons. The coding region runs from base 14 to 2536 and encodes 840 amino acids. The record is from RefSeq and is a predicted model, not a curated record. Gene Ontology annotation, cellular component: cytoplasm; nucleus. NCBI's taxonomy places the organism in Eukaryota, Filasterea, Ministeriida, Capsasporidae. Gene Ontology annotation, biological process: 7-methylguanosine mRNA capping. Gene Ontology annotation, molecular function: methyltransferase cap1 activity; nucleic acid binding.
CUUUCUCAGAUCCAUGUCUGAGCAGCACGGUUUGAAGCGCGCCCAUUCGGAUCUCGACCGCGCCUCGCCCUCCGACCCCGACGCAGCACCGCAGCGCCAUCAUGACGACGGCCAUCCUCACGACCAUCACAGCAGCAGGAAGCGAGAACGGUUUGACGAUGGCUCUGGCUCUGACUCGGACUCGGACGAGCGAGGCGGACUCGGACUCGGACUCGGACUCGGCUCAUCCAACCCAUUGCAUGACAAUGAUGUUGAGGAUGCUGAGCGAUCGGGCAAAGUGGACGAGUCGACGGCAGCGACGUUGAUGGAGACGAGCGAGGACGACCAAUCUCAGUCGCGGGCAGUCGCAGCAGCACCGCUCAACUUUGGCGAGCGUAUGCUGCGUAAACAUGGUUGGUCGGCCGGACGAGGUCUCGGUGCCUCAGAACAAGGUAUCGCGGAACCGAUUGCGCCGGAAGGAAACGUCGAUCGUCUUGGUCUGGGCAUGGCUGCUCCUGCACCCAUCCGACAUGUCGUGGAUUUAUCGCGCCCAAUCCCUCACCAGCAAAACCAGGUUGUCUGGCUGGAGCGCCCAAGCGAGGAGCAGAGCAAGCCGUUCGUACUGGACGCAGACCGCGACUUGGUCGUCGAACCGCACGGCCCGAUCGAUUACAACAUUUUUUGCGACAGCGAGCUGGUUCGAAAGCUGUUUGCAGCAAAGACAGUGUUUGACGGCAUGCCAGAGCACAAGUUCAAGAACGCGAGAUCCAAAGCCAAUCCGCACGAAUCCAUUGGCAAGAGCGCCUUUAUCAACCGCGCGGCACUCAAAAUGGCGAAUCUCGAUCAUGUCUUUGAGAUUAUUUCGCUCAAUCAUGCAGACGACAAUGUCCGUGUUCAACAUCAAAAGGCCACUGCGGCUGCUGCUGCUGCUGCUGCUGCUGCUGCUGCUGCUGCUGCUGCUGCUAUAGACCAACAAUCGCCGAAUGUCCCAACCAGCGACAAUGAGACCGAGCUGGACGGCAAUUCUGCAACAACAAAAACCACAAGCAUGGCCGACCGCGUACCACUCGCCGCCACUCUGGCAGCAGACCAAGUGGUCAUUGCUUGCGAUAUCUGCGCAGGCCCCGGCGGCUUUUCCGAGUACAUGCUCUGGCGCCGUCCACAGUUGUGCAAAGUGUUUGGUUUUACUCUGCGAGGCGACCAAGAUUUCACUCCACACCUCUUCCACCCUGAGUGCAUCCAGGCCGACUUUCACGCGUGCUAUGGCGCAGACAAGACAGGCAACAUGCUGUCCUCCGACAACAUUCGCCACUUUGCCCAGACGGUGCGUGACGGCAGCAAUGGAGUUGGCGCCCAUUUUUGCAUCGGCGACGGUGGAUUUGGCGUUGGAGGCGAUGAAAACUUCCAGGAAGAGCACCUCAAGCAGCUGCUACUCUGCCAAUUCUUGACGGGUCUUGUCGUCCUGGGGCCGGGCGGGACGUUCAUUUGCAAAGUGUUUGAUCUGUUCACGCCGUUCAGCGCUGGACUGGUCUACAUCAUGUCGCGACUCUUCCGCCGAACGUGCCUGAUCAAGCCAUUCACGAGCCGUCCCGCCAACUCGGAGCGAUACAUUGUGUGCGAGGACUUUCAAGCCGAAACCCCUUCCGCCAUCAUCGAGUACCUCUUCAACGUCAACGACAGUCUUCACAAGCUUCCUGGCUGGUCCCGGGAAGGGUGCGAUGACAUUACCCAGAUUGUGGCACCCGAGCAGUUUGACGCCAGUUUCAUCCACUAUUUGCGGUCGUCCAACGAGUCGCUUGCACGCAUGCAAAUCGAAGCGCUAGAGUUGCUGUUAAAGUACGCCGAAGAUCCGACUCUUGAAACGGUUGAUCAGGCCGCCGUGGCCGAGAAAUGCCUCGAGCUCUGGGGUGUUCCCGCCUCUCGAGCGCGCUCUCGUGGCGGCCAGUCCCAUCGCGGAGGCGGCAACCAUGGGCGAGGGCGAGGCAGAGACCGCAACCACCACAAUCGCUACGAUCACGGAAACAACCACCGUCGCGACGCUGCAUCACCACGAGAGCACGGUCGUAACGAUUACCAGGCCAACAGGGAUUACCGCAACCGCGAUUCCCAUCAUCAUGAUGACCACAAUCACAACUCUGGCAGCAUCGCUGAUCGAAUCAACCUGCCUCCUCCGGAACCCAUUGCGUCCGGGUCUUCGCUGCAACAGCGACAUCUCGAGAAGGCGCAGGAGCAGAUGCGCGCACAAGCCGCGCGCGAACCCCCUGCCGGACUCUUGCCUCUGCCCCCACCGACGCAACGCAUGCCAUCUCCUCCACGCCACCACGACAACCGCGCACCGCCUCGGUACAACGACCGCGGACCUCCGCGAUACAACGAUCGGCCACGGUAUGACGAUCGGCCGCGGUAUGACGAUCGGCCGCGGCAUGACGAUCGGCCGCGAUACGACGAUCGACAGCGAUACGAUGAUCGGCCACCACGAUAUGAUGACCGGCCUCGUCGUCCGCAACAUGGAAACUCGAAUUCCGACCGUCGCGAUGAGUAUCGUCCCCAUUAUUAAAGCUGCUCAUUUGGAGAAUGCAGUGCCGUGUCGUAGCACUCGUACAAAACCAACCUUCACGUGUAACAAAAUGUAAUGCGUUUGAAGUACAUGUAAACGAAUACAAACACACAAACAGUAC